UUUUUUUUUUUAGACGUGUGCUUGUGUUCGUAAUAUUGUGUAAGCCCAUUCCAAAUCGUUCUACGCAAUCGUUAAUGUCUACCGCUCGCUUUUGAUACCCAAUGUGUACGACCUCCGGAUGUUUUUCAAAAAUUCUGACCGACAUGAUGUUUUCUACAGCAAAAGGAAAACGAGCGUGCCUUCUUUCAAGCUUUGAAAGGAAAUCAAGCAACAAUGAUAUUUGUUAUCGGCCACUGGAAAAAAAUUACCCAAUUUUAAUGAAUGAAAGGACUUGCAAAUCGCCGGUUGAGGUGUCUAUAUUUCUGGAUUUUGACUGCUGUAGUUUGGCAAAGCCCAAUAUGUAAGUAAAUAGAAUGACAGGGGGGAAUGUAGACCAGGGGGUUCCGAUAACAUAUCCGGCGGAUAUUCCAUUGCUGAAGCGCAACUCGAAUGCAAAGACUAACAUCAAAGCACAUCUAAACAACACAAUACACAUACCGAUCGACUCGAACAGAUUGGAUGUUUUCAAGGAGGUCGGCGCUUGAUGUAAACAAAACAGUGAGUGCGUUCCGAUCGACUAUUAUUUACCGUUCUCGCAUCGUUCGAAAACAUGGCAGAUACCGCAGCUUCCGCGAAAAAGAAGGUUUCCAAGCCCAAGGUGCCCGCAGCGCACCCAAAAUACAUCGACAUGAUCAAGGCUGCCCUCGGGUCACUGAAAGAGCGUGGUGGAUCUUCUAGACAAGCCAUUCUUAAGCACCUGAUGGCCAAUUAUAAAGUGGGCAAUGACGUCAACUCCAUCAAUGCCCACCUCAAAAUGGCCCUUAAGAAUGGAGUCAAAAAGGGUGCUUUGAAGCAAGCCAAGGGUAAAGGUGCCAGCGGCUCCUUCAAGCUUGGAGAUAAGCCCAAGGCUGAGCAAAAGCCUAAAGCCAAGAAAGUAGCCAAACCAAAGGCUGCCAAACCUAAGAAGGCUGCUGCUGCUGCCAAGCCCAAGAAGGCGGCCGUAGAGAAAAAAGUGAAGAAAACGCCAAAGAAACCAGCCGCACCCAAGAAGACCAAGACUCCCAAGAAGAAGCCCGCAGCCAAGGCCCCCAAGAAGGCCAAGAGCCCCAAGAAGCCCGCCGCCAAAAAAUCCAAGACCCCCAAGAAGGCCGCCGCCAAGAAAUAAGCAGUCUUUGCAAUAUUCCUGCACAGAGUGUUUACUCACAAAACAAAAGCCCUUUUUAGGGCUACCAACAUUUUUAGAAAAGAUGCUGUUCUUACACGUGUGAGAGAAAUGCGUUUCUACGUCAUUUAAGUGAAUACUGAUUCAAGCUGUUUUAACGUUUUCAUACUUUGAUUUACUUGUCCUGCAUGGCAUUCAGUUAAAAGAGGGGAGGGAGAGGAAACUAACCCACGCUUUUACAAACAACAUGACAUUUUUUUAUCUGAUUUAUUAGCUCUCCCUUCCUAAAGCUGUAGGGUAAGAAAUAAGAUGGAGACUGGUGAAUUAUGACAACAUAUAGUACAGUACCUGCAUCAUUGAGUCCUCAUUCGUUUGAAUAAAGCUAGCUGAAUUGAAACAUUCAUAUAUAUGCAUUUCCUAUACAUACAAUGGCUUGAUUGUUUUCAUUCGGUUUAUUGUCCGAUAAGAAAACAAAAAUUAAAAGUAUCAUCCGUGGACUUUUAUUUCAGUACUUGAUUUGUAUACAGUCCAGGUUUGGCAGGACUAACAUAAUUCACUCUCAUAAUGCAAUGUUUCAUGUGUGUAACAAUGUUUUCAGACUUUAGUCACCGAGAAAUGUCUGAUCGGUGUCUAAAAGUGAAAAAAUGGGGUUCUUUCUUUGUUUAGGAACAGAGUGACGAUACAUCACCUCUAAGAGUAAGUUGUAAUUCUAGCAUGUCUAAUUUAGUCUUCAAAAUGAAAUAAGGAUUUACACAUUUUAAACAGUUCUCCGUUGUCCAGAGACUCGCUCACUUCAUGUGUACAUCAACUUCAUAGCCUCAAUGUUGUUCAAGAUUUAUAUAGAGGAGUGAUUAUUGUUAGGAUGUAACAGUAGUCUAGGAUAUUCUGGAAUGAUUUGGGGUCUUGAAAUUCACAAAGCUGUCCGAAAAAGUCAUUAGUCACAACUAACUAGUACUAAUAACAUCAAAUCAUAUGCCAAUGAUGUUAGUCACAACUAUUAUUA
Ostrea edulis (European flat oyster) is the source of this 2144-nucleotide messenger RNA. RefSeq names its product histone H1-delta-like. Gene Ontology annotation, biological process: nucleosome assembly; chromosome condensation; negative regulation of DNA recombination. Bases 590 to 1144 code for a protein of 184 amino acids. The record is from RefSeq and is a predicted model, not a curated record. Gene Ontology annotation, molecular function: double-stranded DNA binding; structural constituent of chromatin; nucleosomal DNA binding. The transcript has a single exon. NCBI's taxonomy places the organism in Eukaryota, Metazoa, Mollusca, Bivalvia, Ostreida, Ostreidae. Gene Ontology annotation, cellular component: nucleosome; nucleus.